AUGCCGGACUUCUCAGACAAUCUCAAGCCAGCUUCUCCACCAGGUCUGGAAAUCCUCGCCAAGGAACGGAAUCAAUCAGAUGUGCCCAUCGAGGAGCUAGCAGAGCAUCUGCUCAGUCGCAAUGGGUUUCUGAAACGCCAAGAACGCAUCCUCCCCAUUCUCGAGAAGGACAAAUUGUUCAGCAAGACCAAGCAAUUCAAUCUCUCGAGACCUGAACGCUAUCACCUCGGUCUGGCUCGGGCGAAGAAAUUGAGACGAUAUAAAGACCAAUAUGGCUGGGAUGAAAACGAUCACGGCAUGGCAGUGUACCUGUGUGACGAUGUCAGUCCUUACAUGGUGCACGAGAACAUGUUUCCGACGACAGUGAGAGAGCAGGGCGAUGAGGAACAAAGGAAGUACUGGUUGCCGAGGAUUGAAGCCUGGGAGGUCAUCGGAUGCUACGCCCAAACCGAACUUGGACAUGGAAGCAAUGUCCGUGGCUUGGAAUGCCGCGCCACCUGGAAUCCUAGCGAGAGAAACUUCGUCAUCCACAGUCCGACUCUGACUGCGAGUAAGUGGUGGAAUGGCUCCAUGGGACGGACGGCUAACCAUGCCAUUGUGGUUGCUCAGUUGCAUGUGCCCAAGUCACAGGAUUCGAAGGAGCUUGUUAACCAUGGGCCUCAUCCGUUCAUUGUCCAGAUUCGGGAUUUGAAGACGCAUAAGCCGCUGCCCGGGGUGAUUGUGGGUGAUAUUGGACCGAAGUACGGCUAUGCACCUAUGGACAACGGAUACUUGCUGUUUGACAACUUCGUGGUGCCGCACAAAGCCAUGCUUUCGAACUAUUCGAGGGUUGAUCCGAACACUUGCACCUAUACUAAGCCCGCUAAUCCGUAAGUCGAUGUCACGAAGAUUUAUUUGGGAGAUGGGUUGAGUUUAGCUGACUCUGCUUGCAGUGCCGUGGUGUACGGAAGCCUCACAGCUGUAAGAGCAAGCAUCAUCAUGCACGCACGAUUGAUUAUCGCCCGAGCAGUUACAAUCGCGGUGCGAUACGCAUCAAUCAGGAAGCAGUUCCAGGACAGAGACAGCAGAGACAAGAAUACGCCUGAAAUGUCGGUGUUGGACUAUCCCACCGUUCAGAUUCGGAUCCUACCUUUACUGGCGACCGCGUACGCACUGCAUUAUACGGGUGAGGCCAUGCACAACCUGUAUUCAAGCACACGGGCGAAAAUCGACCAGGGCGACUUCAGCAAGUUGGCCAUUCUGCAUGCACAAUCGUCCGGGCUCAAGAGUCUCUGUACCGAACUAGCCGCCAACAGCAUCGAGACAUGUCGAAGGGCGAUGGGAGGACAUGGCUUCAUGGCAUCCAGUGGCUUCAUUCAGCUGAACAAUGACUACUUGUCGAAGCCCACAGUCGAAGGAGACAACUGGAUGAUUACUCAACAGACCGCUAGCUACCUGCUCAAGCGCAUGGAAGCUGCUGUAGCUCGGAAGGGCCAAGCUCAAGACGACAUGGAGCAGUCGUGUAGAGAUUGGCUUCAGAACGAGCAUCAAAAGCGACCUUCUCCCUUCCGAAUUUACGACAGUGACGACAAUCUCGUCAAGGCCUUCACCCGUCGUUCCCGCGAUCUCACCCAUCGCGCGUACGUCGAACGUACCGAAAAGAAGCGCAGCUGGAACGAAAUGCUGCUCCAGCUGCGAAAGAUCAGCAUCGCGGAAUCGCAGGCAAUCUUGGUCUCGAAUUUCUACGAUGCCAUUUCGAAUUCCACGCUCUCUUCGACACUGAAGAGCCAUCUUCAGCUGCAAUUCCGCCUUUUCGCCCUGUUCACGAUGGACAACGAUGCUCGAGACUUCGUGAAAGCUCAUGCCGUCUCCGAUGAGGAUCUCGACUCUCUCCCCGCAAAGAUACAGGAACUCAUGGCUCGUAUUAGGCCUCACGCCGUUCGUCUCGUCGACGCUUGGAAAGUGCCCGAUUUCUUGCUCGAUAGCGCUCUUGGGAGAUCGGAUGGCAGAGUGUAUGAGGACUUGUUCCAUCGGGCGCAUAGGCUCAAUCCGUUGAACGAGAUCACGUUUGAUCCUUACUAUCAGAAUGAGGAGAUUGUCAAGGGAGAGGGAGGAAGUAUGAGAAACAUCUUGGCCAAACUUUGA
This is a messenger RNA of Lecanosticta acicola, 2124 nucleotides long. Lineage: Eukaryota; Fungi; Ascomycota; Dothideomycetes; Mycosphaerellales; Mycosphaerellaceae. The record is from the annotation of a GenBank genome assembly.